GUUAAAAAUUGUAAAUUUUGUACUAAUUUUGCAUUGGAAGCUCAGCCCCAAGUAAUGAUGGGACCUCUCUUCUUGUUGACUAUUUAUAGAUAGAUUGUUGGAGAGCAAAUUUCAUCUGGGUUUUAGCUAUCUCUGAAGUCCUUUUCCAAUUUCCUAUAUUUUUGUUCUGAUUUGUAAGUAAUGGGACUGAUAAAGGUGUGAUCUUUGAGGUGGGUUCUUUCGAUUCAAGCUAAAAUCUUAUGUGGGUCCGUUUUGGGGAGCAUUUUUAGGAUUUUUAGUUGGUUUAUGAACUUGUUCUUCUGUUUCAGUGGUAGUGGAGCUGCUGAUUCAAUUUGAAUCUGAUAAGCCAUUGGGUUUGAGGUUAAAUACUUCUUAAUCUUUUGUUUUUGUUUUGUUUCUGGUUCUAGCUUUGUUGUGAAAUCAAAAGGUGUCUUAAAAGUUGUAUUUUUUUUAGAUGAUGUAAUAGAUCUACAUGCAAGCUUUUAGAAUCAACUAUGUUCUUGUUUAAUUUUCAUCUUUUGGUACUGGUGGCAACUUUGAUUUGGUGUUUUAUUUGGCUUUUGCCACACUUUCUAACUGAUUGUUGUUAAUCUUGCUUCUCUCUUUAAGCCUCUAUUUAUCUUCUUUGUGUUGUUAAUCUCAUGCUUCACUUGUUGAGUUUGAUGGAUAGAUGUUUUGUGCUCAUCUUAUUCUUCAGAAGCCAAAAUAGAGAAUGAUUGUUUGGGUAUUGUUAAAAAUGGUCAUGUAGAAGCCAAAAUUAGGUUUCUUUAAUUGUUAAUCUCUUGAUUGCAAUAUAACCCUUUCGACGAGGCUCUGCUUAAAUUUAGUAGUAUAAUUUGUUAAUCUAGUACUGUUUCUUUAAUCCUGUCAUAAGUUAUUACUUAUCUUCGGCAAAAUAUGUUGCCAUUUUACCUUGUCUUCUUCGAUGUUUUCUUUUGUUAUGUUCUUCGUUCUCCCCUCACAUCAUGUUGUAUUAGGAGACACUAUAACAAACUAAUUUGAUACCUCAAAGUCCUUUUCAGGUCAUACAAUUUAGAUAUCUUUAGUAAAACAGCUUCUGGAGAAGCAGUAGGAGCUUUGAUUCUUUUGUAGCUACAACUUAGAAAUGUCGAUCCUGUCGAAGUUACGCUGCAUCACUGUGGAUGUCACGGGUACUCUAAUAGCUUACAAAGGAGAGCUCGGCGACUACUACUGUAUGGCUGCUAAAGCAGUAGGAUUGCCAUGCCCUGAUUAUAAAAGAAUGCAUGAAGGUUUUAAGGCUGCGUACAGCGAUAUGGCAAGAAGGUACCCGUGCUUUGGACAUGCGGCGAAGAUACCGAAUAUCGAUUGGUGGAGAUCAUGCGUCAAGGACUCCUUUGUCAGGGCCGGCUAUGAAUACGAUGAGGAGACAUUUGAGAAGGUAUUCAGACGCAUAUAUUCGUCUUUCGGUUCCUCGGCCCCGUACUCGGUAUUUCCUGAUGCUCAGCCCUUCCUGAGAUGGGCACGUCAGAAGGGUCUCACUGUCGGAAUUGUUAGCAACGCCGAAUACCGUUAUCAAGAUGUUAUUCUUCCUGCUUUGGGUCUGAAUAAGGGAUCAGAAUGGGACUUUGGGGUGUUCUCGGGCAUCGUCGGGGUCGAAAAACCCGAUCCGAAAAUCUAUCAAAUCGCAUUGGAAAAGGCGGGAAAUGUAGCACCUGAAGAAGUACUACAUAUCGGGGAUAGCAUGCGGAAGGACUACAUUCCGGCCCGCAGCAUAGGAAUGCACGCGGUGCUUCUGGACAGAUUCAAAACACGAGACGCGGAGAGUUGGAGAGAGUCGGGCGCGAUGGUGUUUCCCGAUCUCGUCGCCGUUCAGCACUGGCUUACCAAGGAAGAAGUGAUAGCAGCUGGCCAACAAGGAUAGAGACAGCUUUUGAUGUACUAAAAAUGAAAAUUUUAGACUAGUAUGGGGGGAAUAUGUCAAACUCUUUUUACCCCUUUAUGUGGUUAUAUGGGAGAUAGGUCAAAAAUAGUCUCUUUUUCGACUGGAUGAUGAAUAUUUGGUGUUGAUGAAGGGUGCUAAUGCAAUAUAAUCAAUGAUGAAUGAUGUAGUUUAUGCGCAAUUAAAAGAAAAAUCCAAAUUUAUGGCUU
Ananas comosus (pineapple) is the source of this 2109-nucleotide messenger RNA. Its product is annotated as haloacid dehalogenase-like hydrolase domain-containing protein 3. The transcript is spliced from 3 exons. Lineage: Eukaryota; Viridiplantae; Streptophyta; Magnoliopsida; Poales; Bromeliaceae. The record is from RefSeq and is a predicted model, not a curated record. Bases 1106 to 1882 code for a protein of 258 amino acids.